Molecule: messenger RNA, 4752 nt
Organism: Gorilla gorilla gorilla (western lowland gorilla)
Lineage: Eukaryota; Metazoa; Chordata; Mammalia; Primates; Hominidae
Product: telomeric repeat-binding factor 1-like
Exons: 1
Coding region: 3768-4697 (309 amino acids)
Biological process (GO): telomere maintenance via telomerase; negative regulation of DNA replication; negative regulation of telomeric D-loop disassembly
Cellular component (GO): nuclear telomere cap complex; nucleus; chromosome, telomeric region
Molecular function (GO): double-stranded telomeric DNA binding; G-rich strand telomeric DNA binding; DNA binding, bending
Source: RefSeq, a predicted model, not a curated record
UGUUUUGCAAAAAUGAAAUAAUAGCAAACAUGUGAUCCUGAAACUUUCUUCACUGAAUACGUAUCUUAGAAUCUUUAUUUUUCUUAUUAUUCAAAAUAAUUCGUUUUUAACCUACUACUUACUCAUCAUUAAAUAUAGUUAUUUAAUCCUCUUUUAAAACCAUUUGAAUUGUUUUAAAUUUUGUCCUACUGCAAAUAAUUUCAUCAUAUUCUUUUAACCUAUAACUGCACAUAUGUUUUAGUAUUUCUGUAGGUUAAAUUUUUGGAAAUGGUAUCAGAUCAAAAAAGUUAACAUUAAAGUCAUAAUCAAUAUUCCCAAAUGUAGACACAUUUUUGAAUCUUCAAUUUAAUCACUUUCAUAAAAUUUCAACUUUCCUUAAUAAUACUUCCAAUUUAAACUAAGGAGCUUUCAUUGUUUAGGAACACAAAGAUUUCUAUCAGAGGGAGGACAAAACGUGAAAUAUUUUGUUUCGUAAUUUAUUUGUUGCAAAAAACAUCACUGCUGUUUGGAAAUUGAGAAACUGUCCAAACAAGUACACUAGGGACAACAAAUGUGAACUGCCUGUCCGCACUGAGGUUUGAGAGCCACAGGAGACUUGAGACUUCUUCUAAGACAGUUUAAAGAAGUCUCAUUUAUUUGUCUUUUUAUACAAUGUAGCAAAUCAAUAUAUUAAACAAUAUAAGAACACCAAGUUUUCUUACAUAUAAAACUAGAGUAACCUAUCAAACAAAGCUGUUCCACGUAACUGAGAACUCAUUAACCCUGAGGUCCUAGGACUAUAUGAAGUCAGUGCAAUAGCAGGCGAUAGCCUGUCAUGUGCAACUAGGGCUGCUGGUGGGGAAAAGUACAACAUCCCAGAUUCGUCAGCGAUGUGGCUGGAUUGUUGGGUGUGAGAAAUGCACCAGCCCUGACUCAGAGAUGCCCUCUCUUGCUCAUCUUCCUGUCAUUCUGGUGCUGAACACCUGUGCCCACCCAUAGUGACCUGUGACCGAGGGCAUGGGCACAAACACCUUCCCUAUCUCCCUGUCUUUUUUCUUUCCCUCUUUUCCCUUUAUUCAUUCCACUAUCCUUCUUCCUCCCCCUCACAACCCCAACUCUUUUCAUAUCAUCAACAAAUGACAAGUACAGGCCCUGAGGAAGACACAGAUGACUAAGACGGAGCUUCUGCCCUUGAAAAGCCCCUGAUCUAGUCUGGGAGACUGACAUAUAAUCAGAGGAUCAGAUAGCCUGAUGAAUACCAUGAUCAUGUGCCUGACACCUUAGAGUAAAGAAAAUAUGGCAACUCAUGUUGCUAGGAGGAAUCAGGACAGCUUUGCAGAGCACCAGGCAUUUAUGAUGUGUCUGCAAGUUCAUUGUCUUUGAGUGUAGGAAACCACCGUUGGAGCAUAUAGGCUGGACCUAGGAACCCUGGGCUCUGCACCAAACACAGGUUCCUGAAUGGAAGAUAGGUGACAUUGUCACUGUCCUCAGUCCCUGCCCUGGCUUGCCUAGAAGGCAAUAAAUUAAGUUGUUAUAGGUGGUGUGUACUUGUACCUAAAGAUGUCACUGCUAGCUGAGGGGAAAUAAGCCCCUGAAGAUUGUUAGGGCAGUGAAAUUAUUCUUUAAGAUACUGUUAUGGGAAAUAUAUGACAUAAUGCAUUUAGCAAAGCCCAUAGAACCGUACAACACAGGGACUAAAUCCUAAUACAAACUGUCGAUGUUAGUUAAUCAUAAUGCAUGAAUAUUGGUUCAUCAGUUGUAACAGAUGUGCCACACCAACACAAAAUGUUAAUAAUAGGAAAAACCAGAGGCUGGUGGGGAAAGAGAGUAUACAGGAACCCCAUAUAUUUUGCUCACAUUUUCUGAAAAACUAAAACUGGUCUAAAAAUCAAAGUCUAUUAAUUUUUUUAAACAUGAAACAGUAUGUCUGUCUUAUAUUAGUUCCCUGCCUUUGUGAAAAUAAGAGCAGACUUUUGGUUUUUCUUCUUUAGGACAAGAAUUAUAUUUUUAUAAUAACUCCUCCAUUACUUUUGAUAUAUCUAAUUAUUUCUUUAAUAACUGGAUCAAACACUUUAAUAUUAAUGAAGGUAGAGCCGAUAGGAUAUCCUGGUAGACUGGAAGAGACAGUGAGAGAAACAGAGGCAUAAAGGAUGAUGCUGAAGUUUUUGGCUUGAGCAAGAAGAAGCAGGGCUGGUACUAGGGUGAGAUGUUGAGGGCAUAAACUUUAAGGAGGCCCUUGCAUAGCCAUGCAAAAGCAAGGUCAGCACUUCCUUGAUGCUCUGAAUGCCUUAAAGAUUGUGCCUAAGUGGUUAGCUUACUUCACUCUUGUCCUAGUCCUGACUGGAUCAAUGGUAUCACCAUCCACUGAGUUGGGGCAGGCUGAGCAGAAGCAAAUUUGGGGAGGCUGGAUUGAAUAUAGAAGCUUGGUUCCGGACAUGUUGACUUUGAGAUGGCCAUUGAACAUUCAAGUGGAGACAUCCGGUCGUCAGCUGGAUCUCUGAGUCUGUAUCUUAGGAAAAAGACUGAGACUAAAGUUAUGUAUUUAGAAGUUAUCACAAGACUAGAUGAACUCAUGAAGAAAGUGAAUGUGAAUGGAUAGUUAGAUAGAUAAGGGAAGAGUUUCAAGGCCUGAGCCAUGAAAUACUUCUAUUUGUCAGAAAGAAAAAGAGGAGCCAGCAAGGAACCUUGAAAAAGAGCAGGCAAUAAGAGAAGGAACACUGGCAGUGUAUAUUCCUGGAAGAUAAGACAAUGCUUCAAGGAGUAGAGAGUAAUAAAUUGUGUUUCAUGCUGCUAGAGUUGAGUUAGACAAAGCUUGAAACUAGAACUUUGGUGUUAGCAGCAUUGAGGUCAUCGACGAUGUUGACUAAAACAGUUUUGGUGGAGGGAUGAUAACAGAAGCCUGAACAGAGUGCACUGAAGAGAGAAGAAGAGAGGAGAGAAAUUUGAUUCUGCAUAUACAUAAAACUCUUUCAAGGUCUUCUUUUAGAAAGAGGAAGGAAGAUAGAGAGAAAGACAGACAGACAGAGUGAGAGAGAUGAGAGAGAAGCCAGAGGGGGAAGAGAGGUCCAGAAUUUAAUACUUUCCCAGUUUUUCCAACUUGCAUCUCAACCCCUUAUGUCUGGGUUUUAGCAGUGGAUGCUUUGAGAUUCUAAUAUUUAUCUCCUCAGAAGGCGAGAUGCAGAAGAGGAGAUAGGAAAUUGAGAUAAUAACUACUUUCUUCUGAUGGGUGGGAAAAAUUCUAUAUGAGAAUUUUUCUACCAAGACACAUGUGAAAGGAAGUGGCAACAUGUGGCAAUUCAUCUAAGAUCAGCAACUUUUUUCUCUGUUUGAAUUUGUUCAUUUGGAAGGUAUUUGUCUAGCUCUGCAACAGAAUCAUUACUUGCUCUACCAACUUUUCUAAAGUCUCACAUGCUGAUGCCAGUUAAGAAAGAAUACAUUUUAGUCUGUCAACUUUUGCUUACAAAAGAGGAUCUAAAAGUGUGUUCCAAGGUAAUUUGAACAGACUCUUUCAAGAUGGUGCAUAUUUUAGUAGGUCCACAGAACAGUAAAUAUAACUUGAUAAUCACCCCAAACAUUUCUUGAAUUGGAAAAUCGAAUUGGCAGGUUUGCAUAAUAAAGGGCUAAAAUUAUGAACCACACAAGAUUUGCCUGAAACUUGAUUGUUCAGGCUCACAAUUCUCUACUGAAUACUCUUGUGCUUGCUUUUGUAUUUAUCCAUUUUCAUGUAACUGCUUAGAGCAGACAUUUCUUUUUUAAAUCUUUUUUCAUAAAAAUAAAUUUUAAUAAAUAUGCCGGCGGAUGGUAGUGAUGCCGACCCUACCGAGGAGCAGAUGGCAGAAACAGAGAGAAACGAUGAGGAGCAGUUCGAAUGCCAGGAACGGCUCAAGUGCCAGGUGCAGGUGGGGGCCCCCGAGGAGGAAGAGGAGGACGCGGGCCUGGUGGCCGAGGCCGAGGCCGUGGCUGCCGGCUGGAUGCUCGAUUUCCUCUGCCUCUCUCUUUGCCGAGCUUUUCGCGACGGCCGAUCCAAGGACUUCUGCAGGACCCGCAACAGCGCAGAGGCUAUUAUUCACGGACUAUCCAGUCCAACAGCUUACCAGUUGAGAAUGAUAUACGUAUGUCAGCUUUUGACAAGAAUUGCAGCAGGAAAAACCCUUGAUGCACAGUUUGAAAAUGAUGAACGAAUUCCACCCUUGGAAUCAGCCCUGAUGAUUUGGGGUUCAAUUGAAAAGGAACAUGACAAACUUCAAGAAGAAAUACAGAAUUUAAUUAAAAUUCAGGCUAUAGCUGUUUGUAUGGAAAAUGGCAACUUUAAAGAAGCAGAAGAAGUCUUUGAAAGAAUAUUUGGUGAUCCAAAUUCUUAUAUGCCUCUCAAAAGCAAAUUGCUUGUGAUAAUCUCUCAGAAAGAUACAUUUCAUUCCUUUUUUCAACACUUCAGCUACAACCACAUGAUGGAGAAAAUUAAGAGUUAUGUGAAUUAUGUGCUAAGUGAAAAAUCAUCAACCUUUCUAAUGAAGGCAGCAGCAAAAGUAGUAGAAAGUAAAAGAACAAGAACAAUAACUUCUCAAGAUAAACCUAAUGGUAAUUAUUUUGAAAUGGAAACUGAAGCUAAUCUGGAUACAAGAAAAAUGUCUCACAAGAAUCUUUUCUUAUCUAAGUUGCAACAUGGAACCCAGCAACAAGACCUUAAUAAGAAAGAAAGAAGAGUAGGAACUCCUUAAAGUACAAAAAAGAAAAAAGAAAGCAGAAGAGCCACUGAAAGCAGAAUACCUGUUU